CUUAUCCUUAUAGACUACAUUCUAAAAUAUAUUUUUAGGAUUGUUUAAAUGAUUAAUUAAUUUAAUUAAUAAUUUACUUUUAAACAAAAUGGGAAGUGAGGUUCUCACUAUACAAUUUGGUCAUUAUUCCAAUUUUGUAGGAGCACAUUGGUGGAAUGUUCAAGAAUUAAGUUUCCAAUAUAACAAUGUAUUAAACUCUUCUUCAAUUAGUCAUGAUGUGUUGUAUCGAGAAGGGCACACCCAAAAAGGUCAAGUUACAUUUACCCCUAGACUUUUAUUAGUUGAUCUUCAAGGUAGUUUAGGGUCUUUACCAGAGCAAGGAGACUUGUAUGAUCCAAAGCCUGACAUAUCUAAAGAAUCAGCCAAUUGGUAUGAUAAUUUAGUAGAAGUUCAAGCAGGACCUAGUGAACAUAAAAAUAAAUUUCAACAAGAUUUGGAUGAUGUAACAAAACUCCAAGAUGUGACAAAGAAAAAUUAUGAAUUAGAAGGAACAACAAAGGUUUGGUCAGAUUUUCUUUAUGGUAGAUUCCAUCCAAGAACUGUAGAAAUUGUUAAGGAGUAUCAGCACUGCAAUGAAAAUACUCCAUUUGAUGCAUUUCCAUUGGGUCAAAGUUUAUGGAAAUCCCAUCAAUUUUCAGAAGAUUUUACAGAUAAAAUUAGGAACUAUGUUGAAGAAUGUGAUAAUUUUCAGGGCUUCCAUUUUCUUACAGAUUGCACCAAUGCUUUUGCUGGUUUGUCAUCUUCUUGUUUAGAAUACAUUAGAGAUGAAUAUGAUAGAAAAUCAGUGUUGAUAUUGCCAGUGAUUCCAUCAUACUUUCCUGACAAUGACUUUAGUUCAGAAGAAGAAAAGAAUCAGUCUCUUAUAAAUGAUUCUGUUAGAGUUUUAAACAUGGCAUUAGGAUUUAAUGAAUUUAGCGCUUAUUCUUCAUUAACAGUGCCUUUAAGUAUUGGUAGUAAAGGAUGGAGACAGCCUGGACCUCCACGAAUUUUUAAAAAUUUGGAUUAUAAUCAUAAAUCGGCCUACCACUCCAGUGCAAUAUUAGCAGCUGCAUUGGAUACUGUAACAUUAAAGCAUAGGCUAAAAAAUUCACCCUUUACGCUGAAAGAUUUAAGUGCAGAUUUAACUCAGAGCGGAAGAAAAUUUGUAGCGGCCAGUGUACAAAUGCCGUUCCCGAUACACGAAAAAAGUGACCUACUCGAUUGCUUGGACAAAUGGCAAGGAUCACUCUAUCAAAGUAUUACUCCUAAUUGUGAAAUAGGCACCAGCCGACUUAUGCAACAUAUAACAUUAAGAGGUAUAAAAGAAGACAAAUUGAAAAAGGCUCAGAAUAUAGCAGGGAAACAAAGAGAAUUACCUGCUUACCGAUGUUCAUCAGUAAACGAAAUGUUAGCUUUGUAUUUAUCAUAUUCAACAGACGCCACAGCUAGUAACGUAACUGUAGCAGAUGAUCCUCUUACAGUGAAAAAUCCGUUUCCACAAAUAUUUAAAAAUAACGUUGGUUUCCAUGGAUAUAUAAACGAAAAUAUGUCUGAUAAUCAAAGAGUUGAAAGCAUACCAUUAUUAGCUGGUUUACAUAGUGGAUCUGAAAUCGGAGAAAUGUUAGAGACGUUACACACGGCAGCGAGGAAAAUUAAAAUAGCUAGAUUUCAUCAAUUUUUAAGCGGCGGUUUAGAAAAAGAUGAUUAUGAAGACUGCCUGGAUAACUUAUUUACUUUAAGGGAAAACUAUGAAGAUAGUUAUUUAGUUUAACUAUGAAUGUAUUUUAAAAAUUGCUAAUAAAAGACACUUAUUUUUCAUUUA
Molecule: messenger RNA, 1801 nt
Organism: Diabrotica balteata
Lineage: Eukaryota; Metazoa; Arthropoda; Insecta; Coleoptera; Chrysomelidae
Source: the annotation of a GenBank genome assembly